Messenger RNA from Hyla sarda, 1851 nucleotides. Its product is annotated as solute carrier family 22 member 7-like. Lineage: Eukaryota; Metazoa; Chordata; Amphibia; Anura; Hylidae. Gene Ontology annotation, molecular function: transmembrane transporter activity. The transcript has 9 exons. The record is from RefSeq and is a predicted model, not a curated record. Bases 1 to 1647 code for a protein of 548 amino acids. Gene Ontology annotation, biological process: transmembrane transport.
AUGGAUUUCUUGCCUCUGUCCCCCAACCCCACAUCCCCUCCUGUAAAGUUAAGCUUUGAUGAUUUACUGCGCGAGGCCGGUGGGUUUGGAAGAUUUCAGGUCUUCACAUUACUGAUUUUGUGCAUUCCCCGGAUCAUCCUGCCGCUUCAUUUCCUCCAGCACAUAUUCAUCUCGGCUGUGCCGCCUCAUCACUGCUACAUCUCCGACCACCGGAACCCCGGAAACCUCAGUCAGGAAGACCUUCUCCUCAUCAACGUCCCCCGAGAACCUGAUGGCUCCUUCAGCUCCUGCAAGAUGUUCUCCGAACCCCAACUCCACCUUCUCCAGAACAGAUCACAGGGGGCGACUGUGAACAAGUCCUUGGUGCAGAACUGUGACCAGGGCUGGGACUAUGACCGGACUACAUUCUACUCCACCACCGUCACACAGUGGGAUCUGGUGUGUGAGAGGAAAGGACUGAGCAACAUUCUGGUGACCUUCUUCUUUAUGGGGGUCACAUUGGGGACUGUGGCCUUCGGAUACCUGUCUGACAGGUUUGGCCGCAGGACGAUGCUGCUCCUUUCUAUGGUCCUGUCCCUGGUGUUCGGGGGGAUCUCCGCGGGGUCCGUAUCCUACCUCAUGUUUGCUGUCAGCCUGGCGCUAACUGGAUUUUUUCUCUCCGGAAUGACCAUCACCGUUGUGGCUCUGUGUCUGGAGUGGGUGAACAUGGAGCAGCGCACUGUGGCCGGAGUCAUCACCAGCAUCUGCUGGAGCCUGGGGAGCGCGCUGCUGGCAUUGACCGCGUAUCUAGUCAGAGACUGGCGCUGGCUGGUGGUGACCAUCACUGCCCCCUGUAUCCUGGGCAUCGUCAGCAUGUGGUGGCUUUCUGAGUCCCCCCGCUGGUUGCUGACCAAGGGUUUUGCUGAGCGAGGGGAGAAGGAGUUGGUGCGAUGUGCUGCCAUGAACGGACAAGAUCUGGAAUCUUUCAGUAAGAAUAAAGAGAACAUUCAGAAACUGGCGCAGUCCUUGGGAUCUUCCUCCACCAACUUUUCCUACAUCGACCUUUUCCGGACUCGACAAAUGCGCAAGAUCUCGCUGUGUUCUGGGCUGGUGUGGUUCGGUGUCGCCUUCUCCUAUUACGGGAUCAGCCUGGACAUCUCCGGCUUCGGCCUCAGCCUCUUCCUCACCCACUUCCUGUACGCUCUGGUGGAGGUACCCGCCAAGCUGAGCAUCUACUUCCUGCUGGACUAUCUGGGGCGUCGCAAGACACAAGUCCUGACCCUAAUCAUGACGGGGGCAUGUAUAGGAGCCAACGUGGUCAUUCCCCGCGCGCUGUGGCCUCUCCGCACCACUAUCGCCAUCAUUGGGAAAGGCUUCUCAGAGGCGGCAUUCACUGUGGUCAUCCAGUACACAGCCGAGCUGUACCCUACAGUGAUCAGACAGAACGGCAUCGGUUACACAUCAUUUUUGGGGAGACUUGGGGUGUCCAUUGCUCCUCUGAUGAAACUUCUGGAUGACUUCUGGCCAUCACUGUCCAAGGUGAUCUUCUGCAGUAUGGCGGUGAUCUGUGGACUGACGGCCACGCUCCUCCCCGAGACCCUCAACGUCCCCCUACCUGAGAUCAUUGGAGAUGUAGAGCGCAGCGGGUCAGACAAUCCACGGAAAUAAUAGAUCCUCACAGAGAGAGGCCAUGGGUCAGUAACCAGGGGGGGGGGGGGGAAACAAUCCACGGAAAUAAUAGAUCUUCACAGACCGUAGAUCCUUCCCAUAAAGCCCCUGUGCAGGAACUAGAGGGAUCAGCCAACAAGGACUUCAACCAUCUGAGGCUGGGUUCCCAAUACGUUUUCCCCCAUACGGGAGCGCAUACGGCAG